Messenger RNA from Phytophthora infestans T30-4, 921 nucleotides. RefSeq lists its product as uncharacterized. The transcript has 2 exons. Lineage: Eukaryota; Oomycota; Peronosporomycetes; Peronosporales; Peronosporaceae. The record is from RefSeq and is a predicted model, not a curated record. The coding region runs from base 1 to 492 and encodes 163 amino acids.
AUGUGGACGUCCGUGACCCAAGAGCAGAUCGACCAACUGGCGAAAGAAGCUUUCUUGCCGAUAGUGUUGCUCCUCAACUACACGCUACUGGUUUAUCUCGCAAUGUUCUACUGGAAACGACGCAGAGAGCGACGCGUCAUGUUACUUUUGUUUGUCGGGACUCUGGGCACCGUCGUGACGAUCCCCUUCGCGAGACCCGAACAAGGCUUCGUGGAGACAGUCAACGACAUCUCAGAGGCUUGCUGUGUUCUGACUUUCCUUUUACAAAUCACAAUUGUUGGGUACGACCUGAACAAAAAGUUCAAAAUGCGCUCCGUCAUGUACCUCACGACAGGCCAUCUCCAACGUUGCGGAAAAUGCAAAUUUGGCAUUCAUUUUCGUCUUUCGCUUCUAUUACAUUGGGAUAUCACGCGGGUGGAGGAGUAUCUGGAGAACGAGGAAGUUCGAAGUGGGCUGCUACGUGCUCUUCGCCACGCACGAAAUGCCGUUUGAUCUCUUGUCCACCGCUAGUGGACUUAAUUGGGAGUUCGCGCAAGCCAUCUGGCAUCGAUCAACGCUGACGGCUUGCCUGUUUAUCACGGCGCGGAGUAAGAUCAAGUCAACUGGGAACACGGCAACUCGCAUGAAUGCCAGUUCAGCCAACAGUGGCAGAGAGAAAUGGAACAAAGACACAGUGUUCAAAACUUCCCCAGGAAAUAUGCGCCGAACUUUGGACGGAAAAGUGUUGCCAAGCUUUGACUUAACUCGCAAGUCCGUUAGGUCAGGUCGGUCAAGUGGCCGACGUGAUUCAGGGAUACAGACUCUUACAGUCACGUCCGCGAAGCAGCUUAACGACAGCGGAACAUGAAUCAUUGUCCAAAAAAGGUAUCAAUAUUUGUAAUUAAAAAAACGUACUUUGUUAUGAUAAAGUUAAAAAAAAAA